UCGAAAGAGCGGGAAAAAGCCCUACCGCAAGUCAGCAUUUGCAGCUUAGCACUGGCCACAGGCAGCAGACACAAGAAAUCCGACAGUGGACGCAAGGAGAUGGCGCCAAUCGUUCAGAGCUCCCAGCCAUGGGUGGAGAAAUAUCGGCCAAGGCAAGUUAAAGAUGUAGCCCACCAGGAUGAAGUGGUUCGAGUACUCACAAACACCCUCGAAACCGGAAGUUGCCCGCACAUGCUAUUCUAUGGUCCACCCGGCACUGGAAAGACCACAACUGCACUUGCGAUUGCCCAUCAGCUCUUCGGACCGGAGCUUUACAAGUCUAGGGUGCUGGAACUGAAUGCGAGUGAUGAUCGUGGGAUUAAUGUUGUGCGGACAAAGAUUAAGGAUUUUGCCGCUGUGGCUGUUAGUACUAGUCAGCGUAAGAGUGGUCACCCAUGCCCGCCUUAUAAGAUUAUUGUUCUAGAUGAGGCAGAUUCAAUGACCGAAGAUGCUCAGAAUGCUCUGCGUCGUACAAUGGAAACUUACUCUAAGGUUACAAGGUUCUUUUUUAUAUGCAAUUACAUCAGCAGGAUUAUAGAACCACUUGCUUCAAGGUGUGCAAAAUUCAGGUUUAAGCCGCUGUCAGAAGAAAUCAUGAGCAGCCGGAUACUGUACAUUUGCAAUGAAGAAGGGCUUAAUCUUGAUUCUGAGGCUCUUUCAACCCUUAGUUCCAUUUCUCAAGGAGAUCUCCGUAGGGCUAUUACAUACUUACAGUCGGCUGCCCGCUUAUUUGGAUCUUCAAUUUCUUCAAAGGACCUGAUUUCUGUCUCUGGGGUCGUUCCAACAGAGGUUGUGCAAGCAUUUCUUGCAACAUGUAAAAGUGGUAAUUUUGAUCUAGCAAACAAGGAGGUCAAUGAUUUCAUUGCAGAAGGAUAUCCAGUCUCUCAGUUACUAACUCAGUUAUUUGAGGCCAUUGUUGAAGCAGGUGAUAUAUCAGAUGAACAGAAGGCAAGAAUAUCCAAGAAAUUGGGUGAAGCAGAUAAGUGCCUUGUGGAUGGUGCCGAUGAAUAUUUGCAGCUUCUUGAUGUGGCCAGCAAUACAAUUCGAGCUUGCUGUAACAUGCCAGAGACUUUUUCUUUCGAGGGAUAGUUAUGAAUAUAAAAUUAUGCACAUGCAACUUGUUAAAAAAGACCAGAGUCUACUAAAAUUCAUACUAUGUAAUGCUGGCCAGGUCAGAGUCUUGGUCUUGCGGAAACUUGCCAUGUGACUGUAAUCUGUAUCUAUUAUUGUUAUUGGCUUCCAAAUAGCUUCGCGAUCUUGUUACUUGUGUUCGAUAUAAGGGAAAAAGAGAACAAAGAUUCCCGUGUU
Messenger RNA from Neltuma alba, 1347 nucleotides. Its product is annotated as replication factor C subunit 2. The coding region runs from base 100 to 1128 and encodes 342 amino acids. The record is from RefSeq and is a predicted model, not a curated record. Lineage: Eukaryota; Viridiplantae; Streptophyta; Magnoliopsida; Fabales; Fabaceae. Gene Ontology annotation, molecular function: ATP hydrolysis activity; DNA clamp loader activity; ATP binding. Gene Ontology annotation, biological process: DNA repair; DNA-templated DNA replication. The transcript has 12 exons. Gene Ontology annotation, cellular component: nucleus; DNA replication factor C complex.